Messenger RNA from Lemur catta (Ring-tailed lemur), 2952 nucleotides. RefSeq names its product SDA1 domain containing 1 (gene SDAD1). The record is from RefSeq and is a predicted model, not a curated record. Bases 113 to 2179 code for a protein of 688 amino acids. Lineage: Eukaryota; Metazoa; Chordata; Mammalia; Primates; Lemuridae. Gene Ontology annotation, biological process: ribosomal large subunit biogenesis; ribosomal large subunit export from nucleus. The transcript has 22 exons. Gene Ontology annotation, cellular component: nucleolus.
UCCGGUCGCACUCGGAAGCACGAGUCUGUGCUGCAGCUGCGACUGGUUCGGUGUCUGUCGGCCGUGUGAGUUUUGUUGGAACUGCUCGCCGGGAAGUGAGUCUGCAGCCAGUAUGUCCAGCAGGAACAACAACAAGCUGCCCAACAACCUGCCGCAGUUACAGAAUCUGAUCAAGCGGGACCCGCCGGCCUACAUCGAGGAGUUUCUACAGCAAUAUAAUCACUACAAAUCCAAUGUGGAGAUUUUCAAAUUACAACCAAAUAAACCCAGCAAAGAACUAGCAGAGCUGGUGAUGUUUAUGGCACAGAUUGGCCACUGCUAUCCCGAACAUCUGAGUAACUUUCCUCAAGAGCUGAAAGAUCUUCUCUCCUAUAAUCACACUGUCCUGGAUCCAGAUCUUCGAAUGACAUUUUGCAAAGCUUUGAUGUUGCUGAGAAAUAAGAAUCUCAUCAAUCCGUCAAGUUUACUAGAGCUCUUCUUUGAACUUCUGCGUUGCCAUGAUAAGCUUCUGCGAAAGACUUUAUAUACACAUAUUGUGACUGAUAUCAAGAAUAUAAAUGCAAAACAUAAGAACAAUAAAGUGAAUAUAGUAUUGCAGAAUUUCAUGUAUACCAUGUUAAGGGAUAGCAAUGCAACUGCAGCCAAGAUAUCUUUGGAUGUGAUGAUUGAACUCUAUAGGAGGAACAUCUGGAAUGAUGCCAAAACUGUCAACGUUAUCACAACUGCAUGUUUCUCUAAGGUGACUAAGAUAUUAGUUGCUGCUUUGACAUUCUUCCUUGGAAAGGAUGAAGAUGAAAAACAGGACAGUGACUCAGAAUCUGAGGAUGAAGGACCAACAGCAAGAGACCUGCUAGUGCAGUAUGCUACAGGGAAAAAAAGUUCCAAAAACAAGAAAAAGUUGGAAAAGGCAAUGAAAGUCCUCAAGAAACAAAAGAAGAAAAAAAAGCCAGAAGUGUUUAAUUUUUCAGCUAUUCACUUGAUUCAUGACCCCCAAGAUUUUGCAGAAAAACUACUAAAGCAGCUCGAGAACUCUAAGGAGAGGUUUGAAGUGAAGAUGAUGCUCAUGAACCUCAUCUCCAGAUUAGUAGGAAUUCAUGAGCUUUUCCUCUUCAACUUCUAUCCCUUUGUGCAGAGGUUUCUGCAGCCCCACCAAAGAGAAGUAACAAAGAUUCUUCUGUUUGCUGCACAAGCAUCUCAUCACCUAGUACCCCCAGAGAUCAUUCAAUCAUUGCUCAUGACUGUGGCCAACAAUUUUGUUACCGACAAGAACUCUGGGGAAGUCAUGACAGUAGGAAUCAAUGCUAUAAAAGAGAUAACAGCUCGAUGUCCUCUAGCCAUGACUGAAGAACUUCUUCAAGACCUGGCUCAGUAUAAAACACACAAAGAUAAGAAUGUACUGAUGUCUGCUAGAACUUUGAUUCAGCUCUUCAGGACACUGAAUCCUCAGAUGCUGCAGAAGAAAUUCCGGGGUAAGCCUACAGAGGCCUCCAUAGAAGCAAGAGUACAAGAAUAUGGAGAAUUGGAUGCUAAAGAUUAUAUUCCAGGAGCAGAAGUUCUGGAAGUUGAGAAAGAAGAGAAUACUGAAAACGAUGAAGAUGGAUGGGAAAGCACCAGUCUCAGCGAGGAAGAGGAGGAUGCCGAUGGGGAAUGGGUUGAUGUGCACCACUCUUCAGAUGAAGAACAGCAAGAAAUUUCCAAGAAGCUGAACAGCAUGCCCAUGGAGGAGCGGAAAGCCAAAGCUGCAGCUGUCAGCACUAGCCGAGUUUUAACUCAGGAAGACUUCCAGAAAAUCCGCAUGGCCCAGAUGAGGAAAGAACUUGACGCUGCCCCUGGGAAAUCCCAAAAGAGGAAAUAUAUUGAAAUCGACAGUGAUGAGGAGCCCAGGGGCGAGUUACUUUCUCUUCGGGACAUUGAACGCCUUCAUAAAAAGCCCAAGUCUGACAAGGAGACGAGACUGGCAACUGCUAUGGCUGGAAAGACAGACCGAAAAGAAUUUGUGAGGAAGAAAACAAAAAUGAAUCCAUUUUCCAGUUCCACAAAUAAAGAGAAGAAAAAACAGAAGAACUUUAUGAUGAUGCGGUAUAGCCAGAAUGUCCGGUCAAAAACCAAGCGUUCCUUCCGAGAGAAGCAGCUGGCACUACGAGAUGCACUUUUGAAAAAGAGAAAAAGAAUGAAGUAACUUCCAAGCAAGUUUUCCAUUCCAAGGAGAAUGCCGAGUUUGUGUCAUUACUCUGAGAAUUAGUAAAUCAAGCAUGUUUGUUUACAUUUAAAAGUCCAGAAGCACUAUGUUGUGAAAACCACAGGAAAUGAGGCAGCAAUUUGAUGUUUUUUAUUUUGGAAAUGGGUAGUGGUGGGAGUGUUAGAGAUGUAAAUAGCAAUGGUGUUGUAAAAUAAUUUUAUUUAACAUUCAUGCAAAAAAAAAAUUGAGUGUCAAUGUAGAUACAAAAUGAAUGAGUCAUAACCCCUUCACUCGAGGCAUUCACAGCUUAGUGGGGGCCAGGUGUAUAUAUGUGUGUUUAUGAUGCAGUAUAAAUAGUUUAGUAGAGGUAGAUCCAUAUUUCUAUGGAGUCACUGAGGCCUUAUGGACUAACUGCGGGGAUAGGAAUUACAUAUUCUCUUAAAACAAAACAGGACAAUGUUACAAGAGUAAGAAGUUCUUACUUGUAAAUAGGCUUACCUGCUGAAAACAGGUCCCUGCUGUACAGAUUUUGGGUAGACAAUUUAGCUGUUUUAGUAAUCUAACAGAUUAAAAAUUUUUUUGAUUGCCCUGUAAAAUGCUUUUUGGUUAAGACCUCACUUUUAAAAUUGCCUUAAGUAUAACUAACUGGUAACUUUGGAAUAUGUUUAGUUCAUCAUUUGAUAUUGGUUCCCACAGCCUUCUUUCACCCUGUGAUAUUUUUAGUCCCCUGUUUGCCUUGUCUGAAUAAAAGGUUUCUAAUGUCAAAUAGGUAA